This is a messenger RNA of Amoebophrya sp. A120, 5267 nucleotides long. NCBI's taxonomy places the organism in Eukaryota, Dinophyceae, Syndiniales, Amoebophryaceae. The record is from the annotation of a GenBank genome assembly.
AUGUUUUCCUCCCUCCCCACGACUAUUUCGGGGAAGCCCCUGCCCCAACCGCUAUUCCCUAGAAAUUGACCAUCCCCAUCAACUUUUUGCAUGACAAACGCAGAUUUUAGUACAUGUUUUGCUUUUGCUUGACAAAUUGGGUGGGGAUGGUUAAUUUUCAUGGAACAGCCGCCUUUGAGUUCGAAGAAACCGCGGCCGAAAAAGGAGAAACCGCCGAAACCGCCACCGUAUUACAAUGAAAAAUACCCCCACCCCCGAACUUGGCAGCAUUUGUAUUGCAAACCUUUCCAAUGGAAACAUUCCCCGUCUUGCAUGUAUCAGCAUCACAAAUUUUCCAGGUUGAAUAGCUCAAAUCUGUGUUACAAAGGAGCCCAACAGCAGGCAGAUCUGGUAUGCAAAAGACACCUGGCGCACCUAGAUUCUGCAUCAGAAAGGCUCGUAGUCCUUUUAUGCAAGACAAACGGCUUUCAUUUGGAAACUUUGCAUGAGAAACUUUUGCAAAUUCUGGGGUGGGGGCAUUUUUCACUGUAAUACACUGAGCGCCGGGUUUCUCCAUGCGGCGAAUUCGAUCCUGCAGUCGGAAGAAGACUUGGAAAAGAUGCGGUUUGAUGCACUGUUAGCGAGAAGCCGAACUUUUGUUGACACAGAAGAUGAGGAAAUCACAACGACGGCAGAUGAGGACGAAUCGGCGAUGAAUCCGCCGCUGCGAGGACGGGGAGCGCAUCAUGAUGCACAGGGUGUCAACAACGGGUCGCAGGGCUUGAGAACAGCUACUGCGAAUCAAGCCAACCGCCUCUACUGUCCCGCACUGCAGAUCAAAUGUCCGGCGCUAUGGGAGUGUCAGGAUUGAAAUCGACAAAGUUGAAAUAACUUGUAAUGCAUAAAAUCGAUACCAAUUGGACCCACAGUUUUUACUCGGCGCAUGACAAAUUUUGUCCGUACUGGAGGCCAAUUUGUCAUGCUGUUUAGGGCAAAGGGGCUCCCCUCUGUGAUGCUAAUCAGCAGCCCAGUUCUCGACACUUACCAGCACUACAAUCUGCCUCCCUUGCGUCCUCUGCAAUAGAGGCAAUUUCUGCGUUGCAUUUUAUGCAUGACAAACAAUUUCAACUUUGUCCUCGAUUUCAACUCUGACACAUCCAUAGGCGCAACUGCAGCUGUACAAACUGCAGGAGCAGUUUCGGCAACGGGAAAACUGGUGGCGACAGGAGUAUUUGAUAUCCAAGAAAAAAACGCUGUUAGGGCAAAUUUGUGAUGCGCAACAUGCAAGACGAUUGCGUCUGUCAUGCUUGGCAUGCGUCGUAGGCUCCAUUAAAGGGCGUUUUCACGUACUAUCUGCGCAUGACAGGUUUUUGGUGUCCUGCGCAUGCCAGACAAAUUUGUAAUGCUGUUCCUCCAAAAAAGUUACACCUACAAUGUUUUUUUCUCGGAUAUUUGAAGUUGAAAAAACAGUGUGACCGCAAAUUGAAUGAGGUGAAGGCGAGCACCACGAAUUACGCACGGCAUUUCGAGGGAAUCGAAACGUGGCAAGACCCGACGCUUUAUGAAAUGCAAAUAUGUCUGGGUCUGGAAGGUUGCAACUUGUCAUGCCAAAUCCGAAUCAUGUAAAAAUCUGUGUUGCAUGAGUUCCAAAAGCUGUCCACUUUCGACCAAGAUGGGAGGGAGUUUGUCAUGCAGGAGAGGAAUGGCAGAGACCUCGCAGAGUCUGUCAUGCUAGGUCCCGCAUUCCGGACCUCAUGCGUCACGGAAAACCUGCAUGACAAGUUUACACUCCUCCAGACCCAGACACAUUUGCACUUCAUACGCUUUCCGAGCUCAUCGAGCGGCGCAGACAGAUGGCGGAGCUGGACUUGAUUAUCGAGAAGUGCGCGUUUUAUGAGAGGCUGAACACCAAGCGGAAAUUUUUCUUCCCCUGGAAGGACAUGUCCGGCGCGGGGGCGAACGGGUUGUUGCGGCAGAUCGAGAACUUGACCCGCGAGCGGGAUAAGCUCAAGAAGGAGUGGGAGGAAAUGAAGGCGGAGCUGGGAAAAACGAAAAAGGAGUUAGAAUAUGAAAUGCAAAAGCAUCGUACUAGUAUAAAUCGCAUGACAAAUUUCCUCAGCAUGAUGAUAAAUUAAAUUUGUAAUGCGGAUUUACCUUAAGACAAAGAUUUGCAAUGCAUAAACGCAAUUACUACGAGUGCGAUGCUUUUGCAUUGCAUAUAGAAAUCACGAAAAUGAAACUCCGCCGGUCGGAAGAAAACCACCGGUUCGCGUCCGAAGACGCCGUGUGCCAAAGGCGGGCGUAUGAAAGUGCACAACUCCCCCUCUCCCUCAUUUCCAUUUGUAAUGCAAAAUCCCAAAUCCAGCACCAGCUGCUGCCUUGUAGGACUGUUUGCAUGUUGACAAAUCCUGGAAGCCCCAAGAGCACUACAAUCCAGUGCAUAUUACUAUCUAUUAUAUUCAUGCGAAAGUAGAGGUCUACAGAGGAUAAAAGAGAGGUGGCCGAGAGGUCAAAAAGAGGCCGACAGAGGUAAAAAAGAGGUCGACCGAGGUGAAGAGGUGGCGCGGGGGGUCUUUCGAGAGGGAGACCGAGAGGUGGCGCGAGUAUAGCCCGCCGAAGGGUCCACUCUUUAGCGCCGCUGAAGCGCCUCGGAGGGUGCAGAGAGGUGGAAAGGAGGGCAAGCGAGAGGUGGGCAGAGGUGCCGAGAGGUUGCGCGAAUAAGGCGGGACCUCUUGCGCACCCUCUCGGCGACCUCCCGGCCACCUCUGUAGCCCUCUGCCCGCGAGUAUAGCCCGACUAUUAGCGGGGACCUCCGAGAGAGGUCAAAAAGAGGGGCCGCGAGAGGGCCCAAAAAACCCGAAUCCGCCCGGCACGCGGCCGAUUUUCCUGGGGCUUUGUCAUCGUGCAGGCCCACACCCUCUCGCGCUAUCACCUCGCGCACCCUCUCGCGCACCCUCCCGCGUCAACCUCCCGCGCGUGAUCAAAAAAGAACAGCGCGGCCCCCGUUCUGCUUCGGUAGGCACCUACGCCGAGGCGGUUUCGCUUCGCCCCCAAGCUUCGCUGCAGCUGCUCCCUGCGCAUAGCGCCGGAAGGCGCGGGAAGCGCGCAGGAGGCCCAGCGGGCUGAGAUGGCGCAACCCGCGCCAGUAUUUCCCUCGACCUAUCACGUCGCGCGCAAAGGCAUGGCGCUGUGGCCCGGUCCGCAAAUAGUCCUGCCCCGCCACAACAGCCGCUCGCCCCGGCGUCAGCCGGGGCAUGGCUGGUAAUUUGUCAUGCAAAACCGACAUCCUUGCGGAUGCUUGUAUUGCCGGUCAUGCUAUACAAAUGAGGGGGAGGGGUAGUUGUGCAUUGUCAUAGGGCGAAGAUCGAGUUCAAGAAGAAGCUCAUUUGGACGGAAGGAAGAUUGGAAUUGGCGAAUUUGAAAAUUGCGGAAUUAGAGAAGGAAGUCGCUUACAUCCGGAACAGAAUGCGGGAAUUGACGGAGCAGGCCAUCAAGCUGGAAAAAGCGUUAAAGGCGGAGAAGCAAAUGACCGCGGAAUUGCGGGAAAAAGUGUUCGAAUUGGAAAACCAGGUGCAGAUUUUGGAGCAAAAGCUAAAGCACGCGAGCGCGCUAUCCAAGAAAAAUAGAUUGUAGGUGUAACUUUUGUGGAGGAACAGCAUGACAAAUCUGUCUGGCAUGAGAGCAAAAGCCUGUCAUGCGCAGAUGGUACGUGAAAACGCGCUUCGGUGGACCUCUUAAUGCAUGCCCAGCAUGACAGCUGCACUUACUUUGCAUGUUGCGCAUCACAAAGUUACACUAAGAGUGUUUUUUUCUUCGAUAUGCGCACACGGAGUACUGGCGCAACAAGUACAACGACCUGCUGAAGGGCUAUGGAACUGUCAGGAUCGAAAUCGACAAAGUUGAAAUAAUUUGCCAUGCACAAAAUGGAGGCCAGGCGAAGCCCCGUUUCCAAGCGGCGCAUGACAAGUUUGGGUAGAAUCUAGAUCCAGUUUGUCAUGCUGUUCGGGUAAGGACGACGCGUUUUGUCAUGCUACUUGAGCAGCUCUAUUUCUAUUCCUCAACAGGCUUCCCGUCUGCCUCUCUUGCGUCCUCUGCAAUAGAGACAAAUUCUGCAUUGCAUUUUAUGCAUGGCAAACUAUUUCAACUUUGUUGAUUUCAAUCCUGACGCUUCCAUAAGGGCAAGAAAAAAUCCAUGCUCGCGAACCUGGCGGAAAAAGCGAAAAAAUCCGCCUGGUUCGGCAAGGAGUGCGAUUUCUGCGGGUAUGCGCCGAUUUUUAUGCACUGCAAAGGUAUCGUAGUCGUACUCGUAUAAUAAAUUUGAAUGCAUUACAAAUUUCCUCAGCAUGAGAAAGAAAAUUUGUAAUGCGCAUUCACCUUAAGAAAGAGACUUGUAAUGCAUGAUUGCAUUACGAGUACGAUACUUUUGCACAGGAUAAUUUUUCGGCUGAAACCCUGUCCGCAGUGCGGACACUUGACGGAGAAGAACCUAUGAGAGUGCGCAACUCCCUCUCCCCCUCAUUUGUCAUGCAAAAUUCCUAAUCCACCCUUUGCCUCUUAGCACUGUUUGCAUGACGGAUUUCGGAAUCCAAAACAGCACUACAACAAUCCUCUGGGAAUUUGUCAUGCAAAAGCUGCCUGAUCUUUGCCAAUGCCAGCGCUUGUGUUGCUGUUCAUGCCACACAACUGAGGGGGAGGGGCGGGGGUUGUGCACUCCCAUAGAACCCCGGGACAGUCUGGAAGGCCGGUUGGCUGUUGCGGUUACCGAAGUCCUUGCGGGCCUGGAAGUCCGUGUUUCACUACGAGGAGCAGAAACAGACGACUAGCUUGUUCAUGGUCAGUCAAAAUUUGGAGAAGAUGAUGCACGGGCAACUGCGCACCGCGGAGCAAGUGGAAAACGCGAAACGACUUUUGGACUCGAACCAGGUAUCCCCGGAAAAGGUGUUUCUUCCCGCGUCGCCGGAAAUUAUCACACUGCACAACUCCGCCUCCCCCUCAUUUGUCAUCGCAAAAUACCUGUAUUCACACCCUGCUUCUUGGCACUGUUUGCAUGGCAAGUUCUGGCAGGCCAAAUAGCACUACAAUUGAUUCUGUCCAAAUUUGUCAUGCAAAACCUGCAUUCUUGACGACGCUUGUGUUGCAGCUUAUGCAAUACAAAUGAGGGGGAGGGGGAGUUGUGCUCUCUUAUAGAAAUUUUGGUGGACCCGAAGACGGGUAGGGUGGAGGAGAAAGUCCCCGGUUCGGAAAAAAACGAAGACUUUGGCUUGAAUGAUGUUGGUGUUACUGGGUGA